Mercenaria mercenaria is the source of this 1422-nucleotide messenger RNA. RefSeq names its product fatty acid-binding protein, adipocyte-like. Bases 79 to 516 code for a protein of 145 amino acids. The record is from RefSeq and is a predicted model, not a curated record. NCBI's taxonomy places the organism in Eukaryota, Metazoa, Mollusca, Bivalvia, Venerida, Veneridae. The transcript has 4 exons. Gene Ontology annotation, molecular function: lipid binding.
UUUUAGUAGUAAUUUCAUGUAAACAUACAACAGUAUUUAACUGAAAAUAAAAAAUUGUUAUUUAUUAUAGAAGUAUAAAUGGAAGGUUUCGAUGAAAGCAUUGGAGGGAAAUGGAAGCUGCUUAGAAAUGAAAAAUUUGAUGAAUAUUUAGGAAAAAUGGGAAUCGGCUACAUCAAAAGAAAGGUUGCAUGUGCCUUCACAACAGUGAUGGAGUUGAUUAAACUGGACGAUAACAGAAUCCGUAUCAUUACCGACGGGCCUAAACACUCGGAUGCUGAGAUCAAACUUGGGGAGGAAGUGGAGGAAUGUGACCCUUUCGACAACAAAAUAAAGGUGAAAGUAAAUUGGUGUCCAGAAAGUAAAAUACUGAAAACAGAGUCCUAUCCCAUAGAUGGUUCUAAAGCUAAAAAAGCGUUUGUUGAAAGAAAAAUUGACCAGACAUCUGGAGAAUUGAUUAUGGAAAUAACGCUUCCAGAUGAAGAUUUCGUGUGCAGACGAUAUUUCAAGAAAGUUUAGCACUAGUCUGAAGACAGAUAUACUAACGAGAAUCAUGUUGCAUUUCGAGAACGUUAUAGAUCUGGUCCACAUGUUUACUUACACACUAGUUUAUUAGAAUUAUACUUAUUAUACAUGUUUGAUUGUUAAGAACCUUCCAGUAUUUAACACAAACCGUCUGUGAAAGAGUUAGCGUAGCGUACCGCAAAAGCGUUUCAGUGGUGUUUGCGUAAAACCUUUGUUUUGAGAAUUCAGGGAUACUUUUGACUUAAAGGGAAAGGCAAUGUUGUUCUUAUGUAAAUUUCAUAAUAGAAUUCGGCAGUGUGUAAGUGACGUCAUAAACACACUAAAAUGGCUGCCUCCAUGAUCAGCCAUUUUCCUAAAUUUCAAACUGCCAUAUCUUUUUCAAUAGUGUUCCGAUUUUAAAAAUUCUUUCAGCGUUAUGAAAGGCUUGAUGAUGAAACUCAACUUAUUGUCAGGCAUUCCUUUCCCUUUAAUGUGUAUAAAUCACCAUUAUUUGGAAAAGUAUGCAAUACAGAAAAAGUGCACGAAUAAAAAGCUCCAGCGUUAUUACGGACCGACAAAGACGGAACCAGAAGACAUUAGAUAUGUGUAAUGAAAUACGGUCGAUCCAGAGUAAACAUCGGGUAGGGAUGUCGUCGUUUAUCGCGAUACCGAUGUAUCGACGAUAUAGUUAUGUCAAUAUGUAUCGAUACAUACUAUUUGCAUAUCGAGUAUCAACACAAUUCUAUAUAAAAUUAAUCCAAAGAAGUAAAGAUAUUUCGACAGCUUUAAGAUUUUUAGUUUUCCUAGGGUCGAAUUUGAAUUGUACGCACAGGCGUAUCGACAGGUGUAUUUAAGUUAUUCUAUAACGAUGAUCUACUGUGUUCAAGAUAACUUUGUUGAAUAAAUUUCUGUUCUGUUCUG